AUGGGACGGAUCACACCCGAUAUUCUCGUUGGUCAGGAUCUCAUUGACCAGUUCAUCUUGAGAAAUCGACCAUGUUCAAUCCUUCCGUCUGGUCUUAUUCUGACGCCCACCAACUUCGGUUAUGCAAUCUCUGGAAGCAGCCGAUUGAAUGGAGUCGGAAUGGCGGAAUUUCCGCAAAACACUGCAAUCAUGAUAGCUCCAAUCAGCACUCAAGCUCAUCCUACAAGCGUAAGAAAUCCGAAAACUACCAAAAGCACUGAACUGGAUGAGUGCGCAGCUUCUAAACUCCGCACAACGAAGCCCAUUCAACAGAUCAGAAGGCAGAUACCCGCAGAGCCCAUAAUGUUACCAAAAAACAGAAGGAUCAACGUAGCAACGCUUUUGAUGGACUCCAACUCACUCGCAAACGUCGGACAAGCACUCAUGGACGACUCGUGA
Cylicostephanus goldi is the source of this 438-nucleotide messenger RNA. The record is from the annotation of a GenBank genome assembly. NCBI's taxonomy places the organism in Eukaryota, Metazoa, Nematoda, Chromadorea, Rhabditida, Strongylidae.